Messenger RNA from Aureobasidium namibiae CBS 147.97, 801 nucleotides. RefSeq names its product proteasome endopeptidase complex, beta subunit. NCBI's taxonomy places the organism in Eukaryota, Fungi, Ascomycota, Dothideomycetes, Dothideales, Saccotheciaceae. The transcript is spliced from 3 exons. The record is from RefSeq and is a predicted model, not a curated record. Bases 1 to 801 code for a protein of 266 amino acids. Gene Ontology annotation, cellular component: proteasome core complex.
AUGAACCACUUUCCUCACGGCUGGGGCAGACCCAGAGAUGAUGUUUACGGCGCUUACGACUACUCUCACUUCGGCCCCCAAGAUCACUCGGGUCCCAUCCAACAUACUCAGUCGCCCAUCGUUACCGGUACUUCGGUCAUCGGUCUCAAGUACAAGGACGGUGUUGUCAUCGCCGCCGACAACCUAGCUUCAUACGGAUCCCUUGCCCGCUUCACCGAUGUCAAGCGUCUGCGCGUCUUCAACAAGCAGUCUAUCGUCGGCUUUGGUGGCGAUGUUUCCGACAUGCAGUACCUCGACCGCCUCCUCGGCACCCUAAGCAUCAACGAGAACUACCAAUCUUCCGACGACGUCACCGCCCUCUCGGCACAGAACCUCCACACAUACCUCAGCAAAGUCAUGUACAAGCGCCGUUCCGACUUCAACCCCCUGUGGAACGCCCUUCUCGUUGCUGGUCUCGAUGACAAGAAGAAGCCCUUCCUGGCCAGCGUUGAUCUUCUCGGUACCACCUUCAGCGCCCCGACACUUGCCACCGGUUUCGGUGCUCACCUCGCACAACCCAUUCUUCGCCGCGCAGUCCCCGACGAGGAGGCAGCAGCCAAGUUGACCAAGGAAGAGGCUAUCGAGACUAUCAAGCAGUGUAUGAAGGUUCUCUUCUACCGCGACGCAAGGAGUAUGGACCAAUACAGCAUUGCUGUCAUCGACAAUCAAUCAGGUGUUGACCUUAAGGAGGCUGAGAAGCUCGAGGCCCAGAGCUGGGCAUUUGCAGAGGGCAUUAGAGGCUACGGCACUCAAACAGCAUAG